AUGAUACAAUCUAAGAUCAACAAAUACGAACGCACAUUAACGUUUUUAACAAUUCCGCAAAUAUCAUCACUUAUACCCAAUCAACCGAUUGAUCGCCGCGCAAUUAACAUCCCCAGAAACAUCAAGCUAGCCGAUCCAGAAUUCCAUCAACCAGCGCCAAUCGAUUUAUUAUUAGGUGCAGGGACAGCGCUUUCAUUGCUGUGUGUGGGGCAAAUUAAUCUAACACCAUCCGAGAGUUCAGCCUUGUAUUUGCAAAAAACAAGAUUCGGAUGGGUAAUCGGGGGGAGCGUCCCAAACUCACCUCCAACUCAACCUACUGCCUACCACGCCAACAUCGCUGAUCUCCAAAAUGAUCUCACCCGAUUCUGGGAAAUCGAAGAGGGUCCACAAGUUCAGCAUCUGUCCGAAUCGGAGAGGAUCUGCGAAGAACAUUUCAAAGCCAACGUCGCACGCAACGAAGAAGGAAGACACAGCGUCGCAUUACCCUUCAAUGAUAAGAUCGAUAAACUGGGAGAAUCGAAACGGCAAGCAAUGAAACGACUUGUUUCAUUAGAACGAAAGUUACAACAGAAUCAAUCAAUCAAACAACAAUAUCACGCGGUCAUUCAGGAAUAUUUGGAUCUUGGACACAUGUCCGAAGUCACGGUUGAUAAUACCGAUCACCACGGAUAUUAUUUACCGCAUCACGGAGUCAUAAAAACCACAAGCCAGACAACAAAGCUGAGGGUCGUAUUCGACGGCUCCGCUCAGAGUAGCACAGGUGUAACAUUAAACAACGCCUUACAUACAGGACCGAAAAUUCAGGAGGAUUUACUAUAUAUUUUAUUAAGAUUCCGCAUUCACCGAUACGUUCUUACGGCCAUACGUUGCCUCAAUAAACUGGCCGAAGAUGAAGGACACCGUUAUCCCAGCGCAGCAAAAAUCAUUCAACGUGAUUUUUACGUGGACGACGCGUUGACAGGAGCCUCAACAAAGGAAGAAGCAUUAAGGCUAAGAGAGGAAUUAACCCUUCUCCUAAAAGACGCCGCUCUAAAUAUUAGACAAUGGGCCUCGAAUGACAGAGAUUUAUUACACGGUCUGGCAGAAAAAGAACUCAAUCGCAAUCUUGAAAUUGGAGAAUCUUCAACCCUCAAAACACUCGGAAUAUUCUGGAAUUCUACAAACGACUCCAUUCACUACGCGGUAAGAACGACCACACCCAUAGGAUGCAUCACAAAGCGGACAAUAAGUUCGGAAGUCGCAAAACUCUAUGACCCACUGGGUCUUCUCGGUCCGGUCAUCAUUACUGCCAAGAUACUACUUCAAAAACUCUGGACCAUCAAAGUAGAGUGGGACGAAUCUCUACCAUCAAACAUACAUAACGAAUGGGAAAGAUAUUAUUUACAGUUAUCACUAUUGAAUAACGUCACUUUCCAACGGAAAGCCGUCGUCGAUUCAGCUGUAAAACUAGAGCUACAUGGCUUUUGCGAUGCGAGCGAAAAGGCUUACGGAGCCUGCGUGUAUCUCUGCUCCAUCGACGAACACGGCCGCAUCCGAAUUGAACUUUUGGUCGCGAAAUCAAGGGUAGCUCCUCUGAAAUCACACACAAUCCCUCGAUUGGAAUUGUGCGGAGCAUUGCUCCUCGUUUCGUUAGCUAAGACAGUCGAAAAUGCUCUACAUAUCCCGAUCAAUCACAGCUUCCACUGGACCGAUUCCACAAUCGUCCUCCAUUGGCUUAACACGCCUCCGAACACCUUGAAAACUUUCGUCGCCAAUAGAGUGGCAGAAAUUCAGGGGAAAACUAGCAUUUCCAAUUGGCGCCAUGUCAGAACAAAAGGCAAUCCUGCUGACAUCAUCUCGCGAGGACAAACAGCAGAAGAGUUUCUUCAGCCAUCCAUCUGGCACCAUGGUCCACCUUGGCUUGCCAAAAAUCAAACACAUUGGCCAACGUGGGAAGCUCCGGUAGUAAAUGACAUACCCGAACAGAAGAUGACCAUCUGUUUGGCUACAAACGUCAUCCUCGAAAGGUAUUCAUCGUGGGAGAAACUCACGCGCGUUGUCGCCCGUUGUUUGCGGUGGAGACCGAAACAAUCUGCAAAAGGAGUUCUCACCACAUCAGAAUUACAACACGCGCGAAAUAGAUUAAUCCAAUUAUUACAGCAACUUCAUUUUUCCGACGAGCUUCAAUGCUUCAAUAAAGGAAGGCUCUCAGGUAUAAAGGGGAAACUUCAGAAAUUGAACCCGUUCAUCGAUAAGGAGGGGAUCCUGCGGAUAGGAGGACGCUUAAUACAUUCAAUGAUGCCAUUUACUCAAAAACAUUCAAUAAUACUACCAAAAUCAUCCGCCACAGCACUCAUCAUUGAAGGCGAGCAUAGAAUACAAUUACAUGCAGGAACACAAGCAACACUCUACAGGAAGCGCUACUGGCCCAUCGAUGGGCGGAGCCAGGUUUGGAAGGUCAUAAAGGAUUGCGUACGCUGCUGCCGAGUUCGACCACCGCCGGUCGAAUACAUAAUGGGUAAUUUACCCGAAGCUAGAGUAACAGAAUCUCGCCCGUUUACGAACGUCGGAGUGGAUUAUUGCGGGCCAUUCUAUAUUAAAGAAAAACGUCAUCGAAACCGCAAUCGAAAUAAAGCAUACGUCGCCGUCUUCGUAUGUUUCGCGGUGAAGGCAGUUCACCUAGAGCUAGUGAGCGAUCUUACAAGCGAAGCUUUUAUUGCAGCAUUAAGACGAUUUAUAGCUCGACGAGGAUUCUGUGCAAAUCUCUACUCGGACAACGGUACCAAUUUCGUCGGCGCUAACAAUGAGCUGCGAGAUCUCCGCGAACUUUUGCAAUCAGAUAAUCACAAACAAAAGGUGCAAUCGUUUCUUGCUAACCGAUCCAUAGAAUGGCAUUUUAUGCCACCCCACACACCUCACUUCAGAGGACUCUGGGAGGCCGCGGUCAAGGCCUUCAAAUAUCAUCUAAAACGCGUCGUCGGGGCUGAGCUUUUUACAUUUGAAGAUUUUAACACUCUCAUUAUAGAAAUAGAAUCAAUCCUUAACUCUCGUCCACUCACACCUGUCUCAUCCGAUCCUAACGAUCUCCUUGUUCUUUCACCUGGCCAUUUCCUCAUUGGCGACGCAUUAAUGAGCUUACGGGAGCGGGAUUACAGAGAUAUUCCUCCGAAUCGCUUAUCGCGUUGGAAACAUAUCCAACGAGUAAAACAACAUUUCUGGACCCGUUGGCGCCGGGAAUAUCUCAAUGAGAUGACCAGCCGCAAUAAAUGGGUAAAAGGCGAUCACCCAAUCAAGGAAGGUACAAUCGUACUUCUCAAAGAGGACAACGUACCCCCAAAUCAGUGGCCCCUAGGCAGAGUAAUUAAAAUCCACCCCGGCUCCGACGGUAUUGUUCGUACGGUUACUAUUAAAACGAGCACGAACGAAUUUGAUCGGAAUGUCAAUAAACUAGUCCCUCUGCCUAACCAAUCUCAGGAUGACAAGCCACAGCAUCCAGCCUCCAAGGGGGACGACACCAUUCCAAGGGAGCAGACCACCACGAAAGAAUGA
Habropoda laboriosa is the source of this 3528-nucleotide messenger RNA. RefSeq lists its product as uncharacterized. The record is from RefSeq and is a predicted model, not a curated record. Bases 1 to 3528 code for a protein of 1175 amino acids. The transcript has 2 exons. NCBI's taxonomy places the organism in Eukaryota, Metazoa, Arthropoda, Insecta, Hymenoptera, Apidae. Gene Ontology annotation, molecular function: nucleic acid binding. Gene Ontology annotation, biological process: DNA integration.